AUGUCCAAAUACAACCGUAGAAAAUAUUCAACAGAGAAUCAUCAAUCAGAUGCAGCUGCUGACGAAAAUUAUACUCAAGGGAGAGAUCGAACAAGCAAUCGUCCUCCUGGAUUGAAAGGAAAAGAAAUUGGUUUAUAUUAUAGAAAUUUAGCAAUGAAUAAACGAACUGGAUCUGCCAAUCAUUCUUCUAAAUCACAUUCUGAUUCACGUAAUUUAAAAUAUUUUUCACUUGAUCCAGCUGUUGAAGAAAUAAUAAAAAGAUCACUUUACAAUUCAAAUCAUCUGUAUGAUGAAGAAAAGACUUCAAGUGCAGCUGAUGAUAAGCAACUAAUCAAAAAUAAAUACAACCAUAUUCGCGAUUCAGAAUUCAAAAGAAGUUUUUUAAAUAUUAUUUCUGGUAGUAUCCAAGAAAAAUUGGCAAAAUCUGUGUCCAUUAACAAAAAAUUAGUUUCUAAUGAACUAAUUGAUGAAAAACUGAAAGAUGAACAAAAGUUACGUGAAUCAUCAGAUGAUUAUAUUAAAAUUAUGAACUUUCGAAAAAAACUUCCAUCGUUUCAGAAGAAAGAAGAAAUAUUAGAUAUUAUUAACUCAAGUCAAGUCGUGGUAAUAAGUGGAGAAACUGGUUGUGGAAAAACAACUCAAAUACCUCAGUUUAUUUUGGAUAAAGCAAUUGAAGAUGGUAACGGUAGUAGAACUAAAAUUGUAUGUACUCAACCACGAAGAAUAUCAGCAAUAUCGGUAGCUGAAAGAAUAGCGUAUGAAAGAGCUGAAAGGCUUGGAAAAUCAGUUGGUUAUCAAGUUAGACUUGAAAAAUUUUUGUGUCGUGAUUAUGGAAGUAUUUUCUUUUGUACCACUGGUAUUUUAUUACAGUAUAUGCAAAGUGAUCCAGCUUUGAGUGAUUUUUCUCACAUAGUUUUAGAUGAAAUCCAUGAAAGAACUACUGAAACUGACUUUAUUAUUACGCUUUUAAAACAAGUUAUUCCCAAAAGACCUGAUUUAAAAGUUAUUUUAAUGAGUGCUACCUUAAAUGCAGAACAAUUCUCGAAGUAUUAUGAACGCUGUCCUAUUAUUCAUAUACCAGGUUUCACGUAUCCCGUAUCGAAAUUUUAUCUAGAAGACAUAAUUGAAAUAACAAGAUUUAAUUUUCCACCUCCACCAAAAUUGCCAACUAAUUGGAAAAAACACCUGAAACCUAAUAAAGAGAUUAUGAAAAAAAAUGAUGAUUUCACUGAUUUCAUUGAACCAGCGUUACGACAAAUGGAAUCAGAUAAAUCUUACCCUGCGUAUGUAAUUAAUCAACUUCGAAAUCCUACUAGUGAAGAAUUAUCGUUAGAAUUAAUACAAGCAUUAUUAGAACAUAUUUCUGAAAGUAAAAAACCCGGUGCCAUUUUAGUAUUUUUACCAGGAAUUAUGGAUAUUACAAAUUUGAAUAAAAAUUUGUUGGGAAGUGGGCGGUUUCCUUCUUACAAGUUUCAAAUUUACCCUUUACAUUCACGACUUCCUACUGUUGAACAGAAAUUAAUUUUCCAAGUACCACCUGCAGGUGUUCGUAAAAUAAUUUUAGCUACUGCUAUCGCAGAAACAUCUAUAACUAUCGAAGAUGUUGUUUAUGUUAUUGAUUGUGGAAAAACAAAAUUAUCACGAUUUGACGUAAAUAACAAUAUUGAAAUAUUAAAACCUGAAUGGAUAUCAUUAGCUAAUUGUCAGCAACGUCGGGGUCGAGCAGGACGUGUUCAGCCAGGUGAAUGCUACCAUUUAUUUUCAAAAGCACGUGAAAUGACAUUGGACGAAUAUCCUACUCCCGAGAUGUUAAGAACUCCAUUAGAGAAAAUUAUUUUGCAAGUUAAAAUAUUACUAUUAGGACGAGUGGACGUUUUCCUUGGAAGUGUGAUUGAUCCACCUGAUGAUAAGGCUAUCAAAAUAGCUCUCAAUUUGUUACGAAAUCUCAAUGCAAUUGAUGACAAGGAAAACUUAACUCCAUUAGGAUAUCAUCUUGCUCGUCUUCCACUCGAUCCACGGACAGGAAAAAUGGUUCUGUGGGCGUCAAUGUUUUCAUGUGUUGAACCGAUAUUUGCUAUUGCCGCAAGUUUAUCUUUUAAAGAUGCUUUUUACUGUCCUUUAAAUAAAGAACAAGAAGCAAAUGACGCCAAAAAGAAGUUAGGCUUAGAACAAUUCAGUGAUCAUAUUGCGCUCGCUGAAGCUCUCAGACAAUUUGAACAAGGCCUACUUAAUAGACAAGCUGGGCGUUUUUGCUCAGAUCAUUUUUUAUCAUGGAAUAUACUCAAAUUAUUGGUAGAAAUGAAACAACAAUUUGCUCAACAUCUUUAUGAAAUGAAAUUUUUAGAUAGCAGUGAUCCAAGUGAUAAACGCGCCAACAGAAAUUCUGAUAAUUUGGCUGUUAUAAAAGCUAUUGUUUGCGCUGGUUUAUAUCCCAACAUUGCAACUGUACAAAACGGUAAGUCAUUUUGUAAGCUGAGAACUGUCGAAGAUGGAACCGUGAAAAUUCAUCCUAGUAGCAUAAAUGCCCGUGCGAAUCAACUACCAACCCCGUAUAUAACUUAUUAUCUCAAACAAAAAUCUACAGCCAUAUUUUUACAUGAUACUACUUGCAUUACUGAAGCUGCAUUGAUUUUUGCGACAACGAAGUGUUCAAUAAGACCACAAGGAAUCAGAUGGAGUAUUACUCUCAAUCAAUCAAUUUCAUUUGUCUGUAAGCAAAGCACUGCAGAAAUAAUUCAGAAACUACAUGAAGAAUUCAAUAAACUACUGGAACAUAAAAUUAGUCAUCCAGAGCCAAUUUUAUGGGAAUCUCAAGAGGGAAAUAUUCUCCGGUUUGUUUUACUCUCAUUUUUUUGCAUUAUAUUACUACCCAUACAACAAUCUUUCUGA
Cotesia congregata is the source of this 2889-nucleotide messenger RNA. Lineage: Eukaryota; Metazoa; Arthropoda; Insecta; Hymenoptera; Braconidae. The record is from the annotation of a GenBank genome assembly.